Molecule: messenger RNA, 477 nt
Organism: Priceomyces carsonii
Lineage: Eukaryota; Fungi; Ascomycota; Pichiomycetes; Serinales; Debaryomycetaceae
Exons: 1
Coding region: 1-477 (158 amino acids)
Source: RefSeq, a predicted model, not a curated record
AUGAGUGUACGUGGUAACACUACGGUGAUGGCGAACAGAAUAUUUAAAACUAGAAGAUUGAUGACUAUGGUCACAACUUUGUCAUUGAUGGCAAUAUUGAUUAUUGUUUCUUUUUCAGCACAUAGUCAUAUCAAAAGUAAUAACCCUGAAUUAUACGAGCAAAAUAGUCAAAAGUUGAAGAAUGUGCUCGAGAGUGUGACAAACAAGUUCUAUAGCGACAAAACUGACUAUGAGAUGGAAGAGGAGGCGGAAGCAGAGGAGGCAGAGCAAGCACAGAAAGAAGCACAAGAUAAACAGAGUGGGCAACCGGGUCAAUCCGGCAAAGAACUUGCUGAUGCUGCAGCCGGCGAAGUAAAGGAUCAACAGGGAACUGAUAAGGACGAGGAACAGAACCAGAAUCAGGCUACAAACCCAGACGAGAAAAAAGAACAAGCUGCGGACGAUAGCGAAUCCCGAAAUGGUGUGUUUCUAAUCUAG